ACGCAGCUGGAACUGUCGUUCGUGACAAGCGAAUUCAACGAACAGUUUGUAGGAGCCACAGCUAGGGUUCGUGUUUCGUUCUGUGUUGUAGUUCAGUGUUUGCAUUCUUCCACAAUCGUGAAAAAUCGUAUUAUUAAACUGUAAAUCCUCGUGUUCUAUUACAUUAAAUGACUAUUUAAACACAAUUAAAGUAAAAAUAAAUCGUGGUUUUAUCAUAUGGAUUGAUAGGAAGGAAGGAAGGAAGAGGUCAAGAUCAUACAGGACAAUGUAUUGUGAAUUAUGGAAAAUAACAGCCGGCUAAAUGGUGCCGGUCGGAUCUUGAUCUUCAUUUUAGUGUCGUUUCCUGUUUUUGGAACGAGUCAUACGCGUCACGGUGACGGUACUCUUGUUUUACGUGCUCCUGUAGGAUGUUCUCAUCCAAAUUCGACAUUUUUAAUAUGUCGAAACAAGCACUUGAAGGGUUUUCAACCGAAUCCGAACGUGGCCCGUGUCAGUUUCGAAAAUGUCACAGGCGAACACUUCGACGCAAAAAACAUACAACACCUCCGAUGGACUAACAGCGGAAUCAUUGAUAUCAAGAAAGCAAUCGCCAAUCCACAAUCGCUAAUAACUUUAGACCUAACUCACAACAAUGUAACAAAACUACAAGACUACUAUUUCCAGCAGUAUAUUAGCUUAAAAGAAAUGAAUUUGUCAUAUAAUGCAAUCGACGAUCUUCCCAGAUACGUUUUCGUCAAUCAAUCUUUAAGAAUCCUCGCAUUGUCACACAAUUCGUUACAAGCAAUACCUUUCCAAGUAUUCGCCCCAAUGCAACGAUUGCAAAUUUUGGACAUUUCGUACAAUCAAAUCGUGGCCAUUCUCGACCAUUUCUUCAAAUUCAACAAACACAUCGAAUUGUUAGCACUAAAUAACAAUAAAAUCGCCAAAUUGACGUCGAACGCUUUAGCUGAUUUAUUUGAUCUCAAAACAUUGGAUCUAUCACACAAUUCGAUUAAGUACAUAUCGAAAGGACUCUUCGACUCACUUACAAACCUGAAGUACUUAAAUCUCGCGAGCAACCCUCUUACGAACAUCCCAAGUGGUACUUUUCGCGGCUUGAUGAACCUCCGCGAAUUAAAUUUGAGCGGCAAUAAACUCAUGCAUUUCACCUUUGGAUUACUACACUUUAGUCCUGAACUAACAUCUCUGACACUUGACGAUACCCACAUUGAGGAACUUCACAACAGUGAACUCCUUGGUAUUUCAAAACUUGAAACACUUCGGAUCAGAAACAACAAACAAUUGCGGGAAAUUGAAAACUACGUUUUCGCAGACAUUCCUCGAGUUACGGAGCUCGACAUCAGCGGAAACGCUCUUACUUUCUUGCCCAUAUCUCUUGCCAACCUUACAAUGUUGAAACGACUCAACAUUUCGGAUAAUCCUUGGGCUUGUGACUGUCGAAUGUAUUGGUUUGCACCGUGGGCCGAGGAAAAGAGACAUCACGAUCUGAUUCUAUCGGAUUUGAGUUGCGGACCUUACGCCUAUCCCAACGAUAUGCUUCCGACUUUGUAUCACCUCAACUGUACCGGUCCUCGUCUUAAUUUCAAAACUCCAACAAAACAAUAUCGUCUCAAAUCGGACGCGUUACUCGAGUGUCGCUACUCCGCGAAUCCUCCGCCUUCCAUCACAUGGGUCACUCCCAGUAGGGAAGUGUUCCAUUGGAACCCGGACCCCGCCAUCCCUGACAUCUUUGAGAAACAUGCUCAUGCUCACGACUCAUUCAUGAUACCGAUUCGAGUGAUUCCUCCUCGGAUUCAAGUUUUGGACAACGGAACUCUUCUGAUUAAAAACGUGACGCGCAGUGACUGCGGACGGUACACGUGUUACGCAAGUAACCCCAUCGCCAAUUUAACAGAAAACGUGCUUCUUCAUAUAGACCCCACCGACUGGAAUAACGUCCGGAUUAUGAGUCUUAUCGUGGGAUUGCAAUGUGCGACGGCUUUCCUCGCUCUCACACUCUUCAUCCAACUUAUACGUUAUUUGAUUAGAAGGUUCGGUAUUUUCAACAAUUUUUGCAGCUUUUGCAAGCGCGAUCGCGUGUCACCACGGGCACGUCAAAUCUAUGCCAUGCUCGAUAACAUCGAACAAUACAAAUCUCAACAAUUGGAAAGACUUAGAGACAAUUAUACUCAGCAGGUUAAUAGGAUCAAAGAGAAUUGCGCCCAGCAGAUGGAAUGGAUCCAAAACAGCUACCAAACUCAGACUAAACAUCUUAAAGAUUUUCGCGACAUCGGAUCGCAACACUUGUCGACUCUACGAGGCCAGUAUUGUGACCAGGUUAAAAAAGUCAGAGACUAUUCGACCACGCAACUCAAUUGGGUUAGAGAAAACUAUAUUUUCCAAAGAAACAAAAUAAGGAAAUUCAGUGCGCAUAAAGUACUUCAGUUGAGAGAAACCUACAAGUACCAACAGCAAAACAUCAACAAAGUUUUGGAAAAUCUUCCGAGUUUAUAUUUCGAAAAUUGUCGAGCUGGUACCUGCGGAAGGGCGGAAUCUCUCGUCUUCGAUCCGAACGACGUCGAAAGCAUCGACGUGUAUUUGAAAGCCAAGAUUGAAAAACUCGCCAAUUUGGAAGAGCUGACAAACACGGAUGUUACGCAAAGCCGCCAAUCGUUGUAUUACACGCCUACGGAACGAUCUUUGGGUUCGAGGAUACUUUCGCCGGGAGACCCGUCUAUUGAAGUCUUCAUAAAUCAUAUAAGUGACAAACCAAUGGGGUUACCAUUCUUCGAUGCAGGUUCGACUUCACACGAAACUAUUACGUCCAAUGGCACUAAUAGGAGUAGUCUCAAGACGUCACAUAGUACCGAGGAAUUGUUGAUGAAGAACAAUUCUUGUGAUAUACAGUUGAGCACGAGUCUACCAGAGUUGUCGGUCGGGGACGUCGUUGACGAUACAAGCAAACGGCAUGAAACGGCUUUAUAGACUCGCCGCCGCCUAGUUAAAUCAACUGCUGUGAUAAAGUGAGUACGCUAUCACAGUGUAGAGUCCGCUCCAUUAGUGCCAAUCUAUAGGAAGCUGUAUUUUUUUUAUUUUCAUUUUCGUGGCCAAAACAAAGAACGAAAAUUUGAGCCGUUUUUAUUUUCUGUUUAUACAACUGUUUAAAUGGAGAAUACACUAGACUCAGUAUACCGAAGAACUAGCUAGUCAAGAAUAAAAAAAGACUGACAAUUCUUCAAGGAAAAAGUCGCGCCGCGUUCUUGUUUCUGGAAAAUAAUUUGCCGCUUUACGAAUAACUUUUCUUUUUCUAAUUUCAUAAUUUUAAGGAACAUUUUAACGAAGUAUAAAUUAGGUUUUAUUAUAGCGCCAUGUACAUUUUUAAUUUUUUAGCUGUGAAACUGUAAUUAAGAAUCAUCUCAUUAUGUAAUGUUUUGAUAGUGUAACUAUAGAAAGUUACUAUUUAUAUACCUAGAUAAACGACAUUCGGUGUUUUGAGUCCUAGAUAUUGUUUAUCCACAUCUGCUGAUGAUUUCUACACUGGUAUAGGGAACGUUUUUUUAUAAGCGGGUACCAAUUAAGAUACAACUAUUUUUAUUAUCGAAAUGUUAUUGUGAUUUCAUUAAGUGUUAAAACUAGCAUGUAUUUGCUAUCUAUUAAUAAAAUAUUCUAAGAACUGUAA
Tribolium madens (black flour beetle) is the source of this 3658-nucleotide messenger RNA. RefSeq names its product immunoglobulin domain and leucine-rich repeat-containing protein 2-like. Gene Ontology annotation, molecular function: protein binding. The record is from RefSeq and is a predicted model, not a curated record. Lineage: Eukaryota; Metazoa; Arthropoda; Insecta; Coleoptera; Tenebrionidae. The transcript is spliced from 5 exons. Bases 280 to 2964 code for a protein of 894 amino acids.